AUGCAUAACCUAGGGUUCACGGCACAUAUUGUACCCGUGUAUAUUGGUGAGAGAUCUCCCACUCGUGUCCGUAGACGGAUGGUCUCCGUUGAUAUGAUCUUCAUCGGUACUGGGUCUGUCCUCGCAUACGCCUUCGACUCGGCUUUCCAGCACGUUCCUUAUGGCUGGAGAUACGUAGUGAGCUUGGGUGCGUGGCCAUGUAUCCUGCUCGGGCUCUUUCUCUUCAUGUGCUCAAUAAGUCCUCGUUAA
This is a messenger RNA of Alternaria rosae, 249 nucleotides long. RefSeq lists its product as uncharacterized. The coding region runs from base 1 to 249 and encodes 82 amino acids. Gene Ontology annotation, cellular component: membrane. Gene Ontology annotation, molecular function: myo-inositol:proton symporter activity. Gene Ontology annotation, biological process: transmembrane transport. NCBI's taxonomy places the organism in Eukaryota, Fungi, Ascomycota, Dothideomycetes, Pleosporales, Pleosporaceae. The record is from RefSeq and is a predicted model, not a curated record. The transcript has a single exon.